This is a messenger RNA of Apis laboriosa (Himalayan honeybee), 1303 nucleotides long. It is a transcript of the gene EMRE, whose product is annotated as essential MCU regulator, mitochondrial. The record is from RefSeq and is a predicted model, not a curated record. The transcript has a single exon. NCBI's taxonomy places the organism in Eukaryota, Metazoa, Arthropoda, Insecta, Hymenoptera, Apidae. Gene Ontology annotation, cellular component: uniplex complex; mitochondrial inner membrane. Gene Ontology annotation, biological process: calcium import into the mitochondrion; mitochondrial calcium ion homeostasis. The coding region runs from base 244 to 516 and encodes 90 amino acids.
GACACUAUGAUUUAAUAUGUUAUACCCCAGAGAUUUUGUAUUGUCCGUAUAUAUAUAAUACACGGAUAUAACGCAGUUUGUAUCGUGUAAAUGUAUGCUUUAUUUUCUAUCGUAUCUACAACAAUCGCGUGUAUAUUAUUUUUUAUUAUCGUUAAAUUAUUUCGAUUAGAUGAACAUAUCAUUUUAUAUACGGUUUACUUCUAUCGCUAUUUCCAGUGUUUAUUAUAUCUGUGAAAUCAAAAAAUGGCAUUGCAACGUUCAACCGUUGCAUUUCAAACUAUCCGUAAUUUAAGAAAAAUUGAUGGAGAAAUAAAAUUACAUCUUCGAUCAAGAACUACAACACCCUCAGGUGCCAUUCUACCGGAACCAAAAAAAACACGUUUUGGCUUUUUGGGUGUUAUUUGCAGUGUCAUGACAGGAUUAGUAAUAGGAACUACAUUAAGUAAAAUGAUGGCUAAUUUUCUCGAAGAGAAAGAAUUGUUCGUACCUUCGGAUGACGAUGACGACGAUGAUUAAUUUAUUUUCGAUACAUAUUCUAUUUAAGGCAAAAAAUUUAAAUUAAUCUUAUUAAAUUUAUUCGCCUUAUGUUUUUCAUAUUAAAUCUUAAUUAACUUUAAACUUAAGUAUCUUCAAACUUUUUAUCGAUAGUAAAAUAUCGUAUCGUGUAUCGUUCUUCAAGCUUUAUUCGCAAGCAUAGUUGGUUUUUUCUACUUCCAAGAAUAGAUAUCAUUUUUCGUUUUAAUGAAAAUUUAUAUUAACAAAGUAAAGUCUUGCUGUUCGCUUUUGAUUUGUCGAUUUUUGAAAAUUUUCGCCUAAACGGCGAAAACCACGAUCGAUGAAAACUUAGUAAAAUCAGAUAGGAGAUAAUUACCUAGAUGUAUAAAACGUGGCGCGGGAAAUUAACUUAAUUAAAAGUUUAAAUAUCAAUUUGUUCAACUUAUCAACAGAGAACGAAUCCCUUGAAAACCUAAAUUGCUAAAUUGUACAGGGAAACGAUAAAAAUGGAAAUCAUUUAGCGCGAAUUCGCGAUGUCGCAGAUUAAACGAGAUUAUUUUUAUUAUUGUAUAUUAUAAAAAGAGAUGUAAUAUAAUUUAAGAAUUUUUUUGCAAGUAUACGAAUAUCAUAUGUAUAUCAUAUGUAUGUACAAGAGUAUUUUUAAUUCUCUUUGGAAUUUUACUUAUCGUUAGAAAAAAAAAAAAAAAUAUGGAAAUUAAAUUGCGUAUUUUAAUUUAUUCGACAUAAUUUUUAAAAAACGAAUGGAUUUUGCACAUAAAUGUACGUACAUUCAUAAAUAUAUUCUAUU